This is a messenger RNA of Eubalaena glacialis (North Atlantic right whale), 3779 nucleotides long. It is a transcript of the gene MGAT1, whose product is annotated as alpha-1,3-mannosyl-glycoprotein 2-beta-N-acetylglucosaminyltransferase. Gene Ontology annotation, molecular function: alpha-1,3-mannosylglycoprotein 2-beta-N-acetylglucosaminyltransferase activity. The record is from RefSeq and is a predicted model, not a curated record. Gene Ontology annotation, biological process: protein N-linked glycosylation. NCBI's taxonomy places the organism in Eukaryota, Metazoa, Chordata, Mammalia, Artiodactyla, Balaenidae. The coding region runs from base 1351 to 2694 and encodes 447 amino acids. Gene Ontology annotation, cellular component: Golgi apparatus. The transcript has 2 exons.
GCUGGGUGGGGGGCGUUCUUGUGGGCGCCACGCCCCUACAGGAAGGAAGGGGGAGAGCGCGCGCGCGUUUGUGUGUGCGUGUGUGUGUGUGUGUGUGUGUGUGUGUGUGUGUGUUUAGGAAUACACUUAGAAGGGAGGGGGCGGCCAGGGUGGACCACCGGAUUGAAAAAUUGGAACAUCACUGGGGCUAUUGCUGGUAGGACUCAGGCUUCUAACGUUUCAGGAGAGUGCUCUCGGGAGUUGGCCCCGGGAAGGAGUUUGACGGAGAUUGGGAAUUACAUCCAUGGCACAGUUUUGGAAGCAGAGGGGGAGGUGCGGGUGAAGGGAAGGGAGCAAUGAAUGCUUGUAGAAGGUGCCAGCAUCUAGGUGUGGAAUGGAUUUAGUUCAGACUGGGAGAGCUGGCCGAUUAAAACACUGCACACCCUAAGAAGCUUGGGAGAUGUAGGGCGAUUAGUGGGUGGCACUAACAAGGCGAGAAGAGGAGGAGAAAUGUUCUUUUCUGUAUUUCUUAGAAGACAGUCUCCACACUAGUGCUUUCGGUUACUUUUCCUAUAGUGCGGUUAGGUGCUGUCUUUCCUUUAUCUUGAGCCUUAUAUGUGUAUACAUAUUGAUGAGAUGACCGUUUUGGGGUGCAAUAUGUGAGUGAGGUAGGAACUUUGUAUAACCUUGUGGAGUGUUUAAGGAAGGGUUUUUGAUGAUAGAGUCAAGGGGUCUAAUUUAGGUAGGGAGUCUUAGAAAUCCCUUUGGGUAUAUAAUAGAUUAGAAAGUGUCAUGAUGUUUAAAUAUUAUGCAGGUUAACACAGAAAUCCGCCUCCUGGGCCAUGUCGGUUCUAAGGCCUGUUUCCUCUCAUGAGCCUCAGCAGAAGACGGACUCGCCAGCCCUCACAGUGGAUGACUUCCCCUCCCUGAACAAGAGAUGGGAUAGUACCGGGGAUCUGCCUAUCACCAGACUCUGGGCUUAAUAAACCAGCUGAAUGAAGGGAUGUAAUAGACCUCUGGGAGGGACACUGAAGCCUGCAGUGGGGGGGGAGGGGCCUGGACAUACCCCUUCCCCCCCAGACUCCUCCCCCUCAGAGUCCACUCAGCCAUGGACUUUGGACCUGGACAAGAGGAGAGAAGCCGCACUUUGUUUGGUGUAUCUGAUUUGGGAUUCUCAGUUUGGAAAUGGAGUGCUGGAUGGGGGUUUGAUGAUCUCCAGGGGAGCAGCUGAGAGAAGAGAAGAAAGGUGCAUGGCUGCUUCCUAAGCCUGGAGCCCAGAGGAAACAUCCCUAGGACUGUGGGAGCGUGAGCCGGGCAAGCCAAGGGCAGCCUCGAGCCCCAGCCUUGCCCGCCUCCCCCGCGGGGGCCAGGAUGCUGAAGAAGCAGUCUGCAGGGCUUGUGCUGUGGGGCGCCAUCCUCUUUGUGGCCUGGAAUGCCCUGUUGCUCCUCUUCUUUUGGACGCGCCCGGCGCCUAGCAGACUGCCCUCAGACAGUGCUCUCGAUGACGACCCCGCCAGCCUCACCCGUGAGGUGAUCCGCCUGGCCCAGGACGCUGAGGUCGAGUUGGAGCGGCAGCGGGGGCUGUUGCAGCAGAUCAGGGAGCAUCAUGCUAGGUGGAGCCAGCGGUGGAGGGUGCCCACCGCGGCCCCGCCUGUCCUGCCGCGAGUGCCUGUGACCUCUCCGCCGGCCGUGAUCCCCAUCCUGGUCAUCGCCUGUGACCGCAGCACUGUCCGGCGCUGCCUGGACAAGCUGCUGCAUUAUCGGCCUUCGGCCGAGCGCUUCCCCAUCAUCGUCAGCCAGGACUGCGGGCAUGAGGAGACAGCCCAGGUCAUCGCCUCCUACGGCAGCGCCAUCACGCACAUCCGGCAGCCUGACCUGAGCAACAUCGCAGUGCCACCCGACCACCGGAAGUUCCAGGGCUACUACAAGAUUGCUCGGCACUACCGCUGGGCGCUGGGCCAGGUCUUUCACAGGUUCAAGUUCCCAGCGGCGGUGGUGGUGGAGGAUGAUCUGGAGGUGGCUCCAGACUUCUUCGAGUACUUCCAGGCCACGUACCCGCUGCUGAGGGCCGACCCCUCCCUCUGGUGUGUGUCUGCCUGGAACGACAACGGCAAGGAGCAGAUGGUGGACUCAGGCAAGCCUGAGCUGCUCUACCGCACAGACUUUUUCCCUGGCCUGGGCUGGCUGCUGUUGGCCGAGCUCUGGGCUGAGCUGGAGCCCAAGUGGCCCAAGGCCUUCUGGGACGACUGGAUGCGCCGGCCAGAGCAGCGGCAGGGCCGGGCCUGUGUGCGGCCUGAAAUCUCCAGAACGAUGACCUUUGGCCGCAAAGGUGUGAGCCAUGGGCAGUUCUUUGACCAGCACCUCAAGUUUAUCAAGCUGAACCAGCACUUCGUGCCCUUCACCCAGCUGGACCUGUCCUACCUGCGACGGGAGGCCUAUGACAGGGAUUUCCUUGCACGUGUCUACAGUGCUCCCCUGCUGCAGGUGGAGAAAGUGAGGACCAGUGAGCGGAGUGAGCUGGGGGAGGUGCGGGUGCAGUACACGAGCAGGGACAGCUUCAAGGCCUUCGCCAAGGCCCUGGGAGUCAUGGAUGACCUCAAGUCCGGUGUCCCCAGGGCCGGCUACCAGGGCAUCGUCAGCUUCCUGUUCCGGGGCCGCCGUGUCCACCUGGCCCCACCCCAGACCUGGGACGGCUACGACCCUAGCUGGAAUUAGCAGCACCUGCCUGCCCCUCCUGGGGCCCCUCCUGGCAAUAUCAUGGCCUAAGAUGGGACCGCAGUCCCUGGGCUGCAUCAUCCCCUCUGUGUUUCUCUCUUGGGUCCAUUUAUCUUCUGGGUUUUUUUUUUUUCUUUUUUUGAGUGGCAUUCAAGUGCACAGAUGAUAAGGUGAGGCUUAGUCUCCCAUUCUCAAGGGGGUCAAAUCAGGGGAAUCUUUCUGGGGUAUGUUGGGGGAGUUAUUAAGCAGGAAACCACUGUGUGGUAGGGAGAGACUUGGGCUUGUUGGGGCCACAAAAUCCACGUUCCAGGUUUUCUCCUAGGACAUCUGUGGAGAGGUUGGCUACUUUAGUUCUCUUGAUCAGGCCCCUUUUCCCUGUCCUGGCUAUUCUAGCCAGAGUAUGAGCCAUCCUCCUGUACCUGUCCCCCACCAUCUCCACCUUCCCCUAACUGGAGCAGGGUGGGAGGCUGGAUUAUGUGAGAAGGAGAUGUACUUGUGGCCAAAAUGAGACUAACCAAAGGGGUUUCAUCAUCAUCAGGGUCUGGGCAGAGCUGUUAGGUUGUCAGGGUUUACUCCCUCCUGCCUGUAUUUCUCUUCUUCCCCCUCUCCUUUAUCCCUGACCUCCUCUCAGCUCUUCUUUCCCUGCAGCCUAGCAGUUCGUGAUUCUAAGAUGAAACGGUGAAGGGGAAAAGCAGAACCUCUCCUCAGCUCACCUGCUGGGGUUGGGGGAAAAGCCUUGGGUGCUGGGGCGCCCCUCCCUCAUCCUUCCUCCAAGAAACAGACUGCCCCCUAUCCCGUCCUUUCUAAAAACCAAUCCUUUCCCUGUCGCUCUGGGACGGUUCAUGCUAGCCUGGCCCGUGGCUUCUGGAGGCCCUCUCAGUGUGAGGUAGAGCAGCCAAGACCAUUCAGCCCAGCCUCCUUCCCUUCUCCCCCAAGCAUUCCCUUCCCGUGUGCACAGAUUAGGACGCAGAUGGUGGGUUGGAGAGCAACGUGUAUGUUUUUCUUUCUUGCCUGACCUCAGUUCAUGGAAGAAAGUUGAAGCUACAGAAUUAUUUUCAAAAAUAAAGCCUGAAUUGUCUGAAAAA